AAGUGCAUGGAUUUUACCAAUAAAAAAAUACCAUGUGUGUUCUGUAGGAGUAUUUUUUGUUUUAGAAAUAGUAUUGUCAUUCAAUUUCAAACUUAUCUGAAGGUCAAGUAGUUAUCAAAAAUAUAAUUCUUCACAUCAGAUAAGUUACUAGAUCUUUUUGAAAAUAGAGUGUUUGUUGAUCAAUUAUGAGUUUCAAGAAAAUAAAUUGUGAAUUAAUCAAAGAUGUGUUUGAAAGCAUGAAAUACGUUGAGAAAAAAGAAGACUUCAGAGGUGCAAUGGGGGAAUUUCUCAAACAUCAAACAACGGAGGAGCUAAAAGUACUCUUAUCAUCAAUCAGCAAAAAUGAUAAAUGGAGCGAAUUGAGCAAUGAAAAUAGAUCCGAUUUACUUGAUAAAUUCGCUACAGAAAUUGAAAAAGCAAUAGAUUCCUUCGCUGAAUUGGAAAGAAGGAUAAAGAAAGUUGAAACAGUUUUCUUGAAGGAAAAAUCUCUUCCAUAUUUGGUGAAAACUUUGAGAUAUUAUGCCAAUUUGUGUCAAUUAGUGAAAGUAGGUCAAAAAGGACUUGUAGUAUGUAAGUUAAGUGAUAAUAGUUGUAUUUCAUUGUUGGGCUAUACCCUCGGCCCUGCGUUAGCCACUGGAUUCAAAGUGUUGUUUGUCAGUUCCCCUAAAAUGGGAUGCUUUAUUGAAUUCAUCGUAUCUUUAGCAUUGAGAGUAGGUUUCCCCAAAGAAACCAUAUCAGUUAUAUCUGAGGAUAAUAAUUUAGAUGUAGUGUUGAAGCAUGCUACAGUUGUCCAUUGCUUCGAUAAUGUAGAUGAUAAAUUUCAGAGCGAAAGAAUGCUCGGAAUUGUGCCUUUGCUGAUGCCAAUCAUAAUUUUUGAUAGUUCCGAUUUAGAUUCUGCAUGUGAUUCAGUAAUAAAUUCUACUUGGAAAGAUCAACUAGUAUUCACAUCUUUAGCUAAGGAAAUUUUUGUACAAGAAACUAUAUAUGAAGUAUUCAUAAAAAAAUUGAAAGACAAAAUUAAUUUCAGUACUUCCAAAUUGGGCAACAAUAAUUUCUCAGAAACAUUGCAGAACCUCCUAUUAGAUGCUGAAAAGAAUGGUGUGGAAACAUAUACUUCCCACUAUGGUCAUGUUUUAUUUCUUGGCGGUAGGGUUAUUAGUAAAGAUUCCAGUGCUGCACCAUGUGCUUCAGUGUCAGCGUUCAGAAAUAUAGAUGAAGCUAUUGCGUUAGCUAAUAAUAAUGUUCAAGGAUUCUCAGCAUCAGUUUGGACAGAAAAUAUUGGCAUAGCAAAUUAUGUGGCACAGAAACUGGAUGUUUGUAAUGUCUGGAUAAAUUCUUUCGGUAUUUACUCCCCAGAUGUUACUUUCACACCACGGAAAUUGAGUGGAAAAGGAUAUUUUGGUGGACUUCAAGGUUUUCAUGACCUCCUCUUUUACAACAAGGAUAUUAUGGGUUUUACAGGGAGUAAAGUAUCUUAUGAAGAAAAGGAUAUAUUGAAAUCUAUAACUUCUGCAAAAAAUGCUCAACCUAAAUGGAAAUCAAUCGAAAAAUCUGUAAAAAUAAAGCAGUUCAGUGCCUUGAUCAAAUUCAUUGAAAAUAACAAGAAUAAAUUUAAAAAUGAUGAAAUUUCUGAAGAAUGGUUCCGUGAAUGGAAAACGUUCUUUUAUCAAUAUAUAGAUUCAAAUCAAAAUCCUUCGAUAUUAUCACCUUAUAAAGAAUACAAUCUUAAUAUUUCCUACUCGCCUAAAGGUGUGCUGGUUGCUGAAUUCACCAAGUACAUCAGUAACCACAAUAAGCGAUUGCUGAUUGCCAGUAUUCUACAAGGAAAUUGCUUAGUUGUGCUCAAUCAGUAUGAUAAAUUGCAAGGAUUUUAUAAUGAGCUGUCUGAACAAUUACCUACAGGUGUUCUUAAAGUUCUUCCCUAUAGUUAUGGAGCCAGCGGUGCUGCAGUCAAGAAUCCAAUGGUUGAUUGUUAUUUCAAUGAAUACAAAAUAGAUGAGAAGUUGGGAUUAUGUGAUAAAUUUAUGUCGGUUAGUAAUUGCUGGUCGGAUGUUAACAACAAAGUUUCUUAUGUCAAAAAUGUAUGGUCCAAUAUUGGACAAGGGUAUCUUGUUUAAGCUGCAUGUAAUUGUUUAUGUUGUAUUGCUGCACUUUUGAAAUAAAAUUUUCAUAUUUUUUCUUGGUUAAA
Molecule: messenger RNA, 2188 nt
Organism: Coccinella septempunctata (seven-spotted ladybird)
Lineage: Eukaryota; Metazoa; Arthropoda; Insecta; Coleoptera; Coccinellidae
Product: aldehyde dehydrogenase 1-like
Exons: 1
Coding region: 186-2117 (643 amino acids)
Molecular function (GO): oxidoreductase activity, acting on the aldehyde or oxo group of donors, NAD or NADP as acceptor
Source: RefSeq, a predicted model, not a curated record